Messenger RNA from Vicia villosa (hairy vetch), 2007 nucleotides. RefSeq lists its product as uncharacterized. NCBI's taxonomy places the organism in Eukaryota, Viridiplantae, Streptophyta, Magnoliopsida, Fabales, Fabaceae. The coding region runs from base 1 to 2007 and encodes 668 amino acids. The transcript has a single exon. The record is from RefSeq and is a predicted model, not a curated record.
AUGUCUCAGAUUUCUCCUUCAAAGAAGACUACUUCACGCUCUGAAACUGCAUCCGACUCUAGGGCACCAAAUAUGGUGGGUGAUCAGGAUGUUGCGCUAGAUGUUGUGCCAUUGAACUCCGUGCCGCCUACUGAUCCUGUUGGUAGUAUACCAAGAAAGAUGCAUGUAAGAAAAUCAACCGGUGGGUCUAUUCCAGAAAUGUUUUCUGCUAGGGAUAAAGAGGGCUCUGCUUAUGUUCACAAUGCGAUCGCAGGUCUUGUCACGAGAAUCUUGAAUGAAGGUCACAAGGUAGAAGGAAUAUCUGUUCCUUUAGCUCAAGCUCCUGCUCCUGAGAACAGCAAAGACGAUCAAGUUGAUGCUAGCAAAGAUCAUGUUGAUGUCGAAACAUCUGAAGCUAACAUUGUUGAGAGUUCUCAUGAUAAAGAAGUUGAAGCAUCUGAAGAUAAAGAUGCAGAGAUUUUUGAAACGGGGAAAGCUGAAGAGGUCACUGCUACUUCUCCUAAAGAGAAGCCUACUCGCCCUACUGACAAUGCAAAUGAUGUGGUGGAUCUGGAUAAUCUUGAUGAUCCUAUUGACAUUGCUGAUGAUGACCUCAUCUCUAGCAUUUCCAACAGAGUCAAGGCUCGAAGGGGAAAGCAGGUUGAUGAUCAACAUCCUCCCAAGACUAAAGUUGCUCCUCUAAAGAAUGCCACCAAAGAAAAGAUCAAGAAGGUCUCUGCUGAACCUUCAAGAACUGGGAGCAAGGUUGAUGUGAAGAAGAGAAAAGAAAGAAGUGUUUCUGACUCCGAAGACAAUGUCCUAAGUGAUGUCCCUGACAUCCCUUCAAAGAAGAAGAUUGCUGUCACAAAAUCCUCCACAAAGGUUCGUGAUGUUCCCUUGGACAACAUUUAUCUGCACUAUGCUUCAAAUGCUAUCCAGUGGAAGUUCGUUUAUCAAAUAAGGUUGGCUCUGGAAAGAGAACUUGCAAAUGAUGCUCUGGAAUGUCAAGAGGUCAUGAAGCUCAUCAAAUCUGCAGGUUUGCUUAAAACUGUUACUCAUUUUUCUAAAUGCUAUGAAAUGCUUGUGAAGGAGUUUAUAGUUAAUUUGUCUCAAGAUUGUGCUGAUGGGAAAGCUGAGGAUUUUCAUAAGGUAUAUGUUAGAAGAAAAUGUGUAGAAUUCUCCCCAACUGUUGUCAAUCUCUAUCUAGGUAGGGAUGAUGAGGCUCAACCUGAUCUUGAAGUGACUGACAAUGAGGUCUGCAAAGUUAUCACUGGUGGUAAGGUUAAGAAGUGGCCCAUAAAGAGUAAAUUGCCUGCUAGUCUUCUUACUGUCAGGUAUGCAUUGCUACACAAAAUUGGUGCUGCUAACUGGGUGCCAACCAAUCAUACAUCUACCAUUGCAGUGAGACUAGGUAGAUUCAUAUAUGCAGUGGGAACCAAGACUAAGUUUGAUUAUGGGACUUACAUAUUUGAUCAAAUUAUGAAGCAUGCUGGUACCUCUGCUACAAAGAUGCCCAUUGCCUUUCCAUCCCUGAUAUGUGGGAUAAUUCUUAACCAGUUCCCUGGGAUACUGAAAGCUAAAGACUUUGUGUGCAAGAGGGAGAGUGCCUUGUCAUUCCACUAUAAGCUGCUUCAAAGGUCAGAUGACAUAACAUCUGAUGGGACAUCACAAACCAGCAAAUCUGUCUCAAAAUCCUCUCUUAGUGCUGAGCUGAAAGAGACUUGUAAAGAGUUGGACAAUAGGAAGAUGAAGCUUGAAAAGCUCAUUCAAAGCCUUGAGCAGUCUGCAGAUGAAAGUAAUGAUGAAGACAAUAGUGGUGAUAGUGGUGAUGAUGAAGAGGCUGAGGAUAGUAAAGGUGCUGGAGAGCCUGGGAGUAGUGAUGCUGGUGAAGAGACUGGUGGCUCUAGUGAUGAAGAAACUGAUGGAUCUGAAGAUUAUCCCUACAUCUUUCAUGCUGUUUCUCUUGUGGUUGACUUAGUGUUUCUCAUUUUGUACUCUUGUUUUUGGUUUGGCUCCUUUUAUGGCUAA